Molecule: messenger RNA, 1220 nt
Organism: Rosa rugosa (rugosa rose)
Lineage: Eukaryota; Viridiplantae; Streptophyta; Magnoliopsida; Rosales; Rosaceae
Product: ABC transporter I family member 20
Exons: 3
Coding region: 30-986 (318 amino acids)
Molecular function (GO): ATP hydrolysis activity; ATP binding
Source: RefSeq, a predicted model, not a curated record
UCACACACUUCCCAUCUCUCUAACCAACAAUGGGUGUGAAGCAAGGUUCCGAGCCAACGAUCGUGAUCGACCGUCUAAAGUUCACGUACCCGGGAAUCAACGGCCACCCGCCGCCCGGCGCCAAGCCUCUGAUCGACGACUUCUCCCUCACGCUCAACGCCGGCGACCGAUGCCUCCUAGUCGGAUCCAACGGCGCUGGGAAAACCACGAUCCUCAAGAUUCUCGGAGGCAAGCACAUGGUCGACCCCAGCAUGGUCCGGGUUCUGGGUCGGUCGGCUUUCCACGACACCGCUCUCACCGGCUCCGGCGACCUGUCGUAUCUCGGCGGAGAGUGGCGGCGUGACGUGGCGUUCGCCGGGUUCGACGUUCCGAUACAGAUGGAUGUUUCGGCUGAGAAAUUGAUUAACGGGGUGGCUGGGAUUGACCCGCAAAGGAGAGCUGAGCUGAUCAAGGUGUUGGAUAUUGAUCUUUCAUGGAGGUUGCAUAAGGUCUCAGACGGUCAGAGAAGAAGGGUCCAGAUCUGUAUGGGUCUGCUCAGACCAUACAAGGUGCUUCUGCUUGAUGAGAUCACAGUGGACCUUGAUGUGCUAGCGAGGGCGGACCUUCUCCAGUUCUUGAGGAAGGAAUGUGAGGAGCGAGGUGCUACGAUCAUUUACGCUACGCAUAUAUUUGACGGGUUGGAGAAUUGGCCAUCACACAUUGUGUAUGUUGCUAAUGGGAAGCUGCAAUUGUCAAUGCCGAUGGACAAGGUUAGGGAGACGUACAAGCUGUCGCUCAUGAGAACAGUUGAGAGUUGGCUGAGGAAGGAGCGCGAGGAGGAGAGGGCGAGAAGAAAAGAGAGGAAGGCAAGAGGUCUUGCCGAGUUUGAUGAACAAAUUGAGGGCAGCCGUGUGAUUAAUAAUGGUUGGGCGGCCGGGCGCCUCAACUCCACCGUCGCCGGAGAAGAAAACUUUGUGUGGAGCUCAAACAGAGUUCUCAGGCAAUAGAUAUACUUGGUGCCGGUGACAACAGAAUUUGAACGUGCUGCCGCUGGUUUAUAACAUUUUGUGAAUGUGAUGUAUGAGAUAAUUCUAUGACUUUGGUUUCUCACCAGAGAUCAUUUUCACAGAUCCCUUGAAUUUGGAUCCUUUGUAUUUCAUUGUAUUACUAGCUUGUGUUCAAUUUUGUGUGCACAUAUAUUUGAAAAAAAAAAGAAUGCCAAAUAUCAAAUUGGAACGGAA